GAGAGACUUUAUUCAAAACUUCUGAAAUUUUUUAUGCAAACUAGUCUAGCUGAGGCCUUUAUGCAGGCAAAGUUUCAGGUCAAAAUUCGAAAGAAUAGCUUUGCUGCCACUGUAGGCAUACAAUAGAGAAAAUUCACUAAGAGCUCGAUAUCUCCUCAGAAACAAGCCAGAAACUCGAACUUUUUUUACCGUAAGCAUAACUCACUACGGGCUACAAGAUGCACGAAACCCCGAUUGAAAAGCGCUCUCGCACCUUGGAAGGUUCCCUAGUUAGACAAAUAACAACAAAUAAGCACUGACAGAAACCACAGCAUCACAAAAAGAGAACAGGUACAGUCAUGAGAAUAACAACUUUCAUUGAGAAAUAAAAAAAAAGUUUCGAAAAAAAUUCACUAUUCGAAUUCAAUAUCCAUCACUCAUUGUUGCUAUUCGUGUUCAUCAUGGUCAUACAACUAAUUAUCAACGAAAUGACAUACAAAUAGAAGGAAAGAGUAAGAAAAAAAAAAUAUUAAUCGAUAGAAGGAUUCUUGGCUAAACUUUCAGAAUGAAAAGAAUCUUGGCAAGUUGUCUGACAAAAACAAAUAUGAAAAGAAUAAGGAUGAGAAUGUUGACUUGUGCCCCGUUUCUUCUUGUUAUAAAUCGACAUGCUAUAUUUAUUUCACUCGUAUUAUUUCGCCUUCUUCAUCUUAUUUUUGCACCCUCCUCGCCAUCCUUCGAGAAGAAGAGCACCGGAUUGACGAAUAAAGAAGCACAAACUACGAGAAAUGGUGCCAGUCUGAAGCAAGACAGAAAACGGUGUUAAACAUUUGUGCGUAAGAAUGAAAAGAAGAGGAACAGACAAACAAAGCAGCGAGGAAAAAAACAGACGAAAAUGCAGAUCUUUUUCUUCUUCAGUUUCUUUCUCUUGUAUUCUAGACUUUCGGAAAGUCGUGAAAAGAGGAAAAAAAAGAAAAGAAAAAUGAUUGAAUAUUACCUUCAUAUGUUGAGCAUUAAAAUUAAUAGUAACUUAAUUGAUUACAUUUGUUAUUAUGCAAUCAUUUAUUAGGAAUUUAACAAGAUCCGAAUAUUGUAAUAACGCCGAAUACAAUAAUCCAUCACUGAUCUUAAUGCGACGAUGGAUAAAUUAUCUUCAGUUGAUGAUGAUAAAUCACCAACGUCAUCAAAUCAAUAACAGAAAUGGACAACAAAUAAUGAUUGGCCACGGUAUAUUAUCAAUAAGAAAUAAAAAUUUCUUUUGAUUUAUUCUUAUUUUAGGUCAACCGAUAAUCAACAACAACAAAAUGCAAUGAAUUCAAGUGGUUUAAUCCAUUUGAUUGCUACUCGUGGUGAGUCAAAUUUCACUGAUAAUGCUAAUGAUGGAUCAAUUGUAAGUAUUCGAACAGAUGAUCAAACAUCUGAACAAUUACCUCUUGUUCCUUCCUCAUCAGCAAUACUUCCAAUGGAUACAGAACAACAUCAACUGAUGGACAACAAACAGUUAAUAUUUCACAUAACAUUGUCGAAACUCAUCGUGAUAUGUUAA
Messenger RNA from Rotaria sp. Silwood2, 1522 nucleotides. Lineage: Eukaryota; Metazoa; Rotifera; Eurotatoria; Philodinida; Philodinidae. The record is from the annotation of a GenBank genome assembly.